Entamoeba invadens IP1 is the source of this 1584-nucleotide messenger RNA. RefSeq lists its product as hypothetical. NCBI's taxonomy places the organism in Eukaryota, Evosea, Mastigamoebida, Endamoebidae. The transcript is spliced from 3 exons. The record is from RefSeq and is a predicted model, not a curated record. Bases 1 to 1584 code for a protein of 527 amino acids.
AUGAAAACGUUUUUAGACCGGUACUCGAUGAUGAUUGUUUCUAAAUAUUUUGUGUGUUUGAAUGACUUUAAAAACUUGAUUUUGGUUUGCAAAAAGUUUGAAGAGAUUCCACUGAUGUUUCACUUCAACCCAAUUUCAUGGAAACCAAAGAUAAAAAUUUAUUUUGAAAAUGUUGAAACGCUUCACUUGUAUAGCAAACAUGACAAAUUUGUCUCUGGAUUUUAUCAGUAUUAUGUGCACUACCCUCUUAAUCUCACAAAAUUAAAAAUGUUGAAUGAGAAAAUGAAAGUGGUAUGCCCACAUAUCGCCUUUUCUGCUCGUGAUUUACAAAACGGGUUUUCAUAUAUUUAUUGGAGUGCGGGAACUGCCCAUUUUACGACGUCACGUCCUUCACAAAGUGUUGAUUUGGAAUUGAACGCGUCAUGUUUAAGUGUAUUUUCCAAUAUCAAGAAAAAACUGUUUAUCACAAGAAACGAUGUCAUAAAAUAUGUUUCUAUUGACUGUCCAGUAACUGAAAUUUGUGAAUCCGCCUUUUACGGAAUGAAAUAUAUUGGUGACAAAAACAUUGCACCAACAGUCAAAGUGAUUCGCAAAGAUGCAUUGUCUGGUAGUGACUUAAAACAACUUGAUUUGUCGCACGUGGAGGUUUUUGAAAAACAAGAAAACUUGAAAACUUUAACGGCACUCACAAUGAAUUCGACUAUAACUUUCAACAAAUUGUAUCAGUGCGAUUCGUUACAAUCAAUUGAAAUUGUUGGUGCUAAAUUAGUAAAAGGGAAGGCUGCGUGCUGGAUGAAGACGUUAUUUGACGCAAAGAAUUUGGAAGUCGAUGAGUAUGUGUACACUUGUAAAGAUUGUGAAUUACUCAAUGGAAUGUUACCAUCAAAUAUCACAAACUUGAAGACUGUUAAAAAUGAUGUGAGAUUAAAAGAUUUGGAAAUUGACACUUAUUCGGUCCCAGAUAGUGUGACGGCAAUAUUUCCCGUGAAUUUUGAAAAAUGUAAAAGCAUCAAAAAAUUACUUUUACCAAAGUGUCUCAAUACAUGUUUUGACUUUUCAUUACUAACAACAAUACAAGAAGCGGCUUUACUUUAUACAGAAGAAUAUGGAAAUAUAAUUAAUUGGAGCGGGCAAUUAACAUCAAUUACUUUUCUUAACAACGACUUGUUGAAUAACGAACGAAUAUUAAACUUGGAUUACCGAAUAAUAAAAAACAUUGAAUUUGCACAAAUACAAACAGACUUUAUAUAUCGUGGAAAUGUGGAUUAUCAAAUUUAUAAAUUAUUGAAACCAAAAUACAAAAUUGAAGGAGAUAUCGUGUUGUAUUAUCUUUACAACUGGAAAGUUUAUAAUGGGGUUUAUUAUAUACCGGACGAUGUUACUGUUGUAAGUCAUUAUCUGGAGAAUAAAUAUGAUAGUUUGAAAGAGAUAUGGGUUGGUGAAAACACGCGGUUGAUUAAAGAGAAUGCAUUUUAUGAUUGCAAAAAUCUAGUGUUGGUCAAAAACUUGAAAAGAUCGACGAUUAUUGAAAAUUUUGCAUUUGGAAAAUCUCAUCCACGAUUGGAAUAUAAAGACAUUAAUUAA